Limulus polyphemus (Atlantic horseshoe crab) is the source of this 1202-nucleotide messenger RNA. RefSeq names its product protein phosphatase 1 regulatory subunit 7-like. Lineage: Eukaryota; Metazoa; Arthropoda; Merostomata; Xiphosura; Limulidae. The record is from RefSeq and is a predicted model, not a curated record. The transcript is spliced from 11 exons. Gene Ontology annotation, molecular function: protein binding. The coding region runs from base 39 to 998 and encodes 319 amino acids.
UGGAUCCUGCUAAGUAAUUAUUUCCCACAUAUAGGCUGAUGGAGCAUACCCAAAAAUGCCAUGUUAUUUCUAUUCUAAAAUCUCUAAGUUAUCAGAAAUUUUCAAGAAAGCUAAGGAUGUCAAGUAAAAAUAAAGUUGAGGAAUCUGUUGAUGGCCACUUGGACACAGAAGAAAGUGAAGAAGAACCAGAAAAAGAUGAUGAAGAAGAAGCAGAUGAAAUUAUUCUGGACCCAGAAGCAGUGGAAGUAGACUUGACCCAUUCUCGAAUAAAAAAAAUAGGAAAUUUUGAUCAACUUCACCAAGUUGAGACAAUUUACCUAAGGAACAACCUUAUAAAGAAAAUUGAGAAUUUGCAAACAUUGACUAAUCUUAAGGAGUUGGAGUUUUAUGACAACCAGAUAUCCAAGAUAGAAAAUCUGGAUGCCCUUAUUAAUCUAGAGAUCUUGGAUAUUUCCUUCAACCGAAUACAGAAAAUAGAAAACCUAGGAAACUUACUCAAGCUUAAAAAAUUAUUUCUUGUGAAUAACAAGAUACGUAAAAUAGAGAACCUGAGCUGCCUUGUGAACUUGGAAAUGUUGGAAUUGGGCUCAAAUAAAAUCAGAGCAAUAGAAAAUCUAGAUGGUUUGGUAAACUUGAAGAGCCUCUUCUUGGGUAAAAACAAAAUUACCAGACUUCAUAACUUGGAAAAGCUGGCAGAUUUGGAGUUACUUAGCAUACAGAGUAACAGAUUGGUGAAACUUGAAGGUUUGAAUCAAAAUACUAACCUAAGACAUUUGUACCUCAGCCACAAUGGGAUUGAGAAGAUUGGAGGUUUGGAAAGAAAUUUUAAUGACAACUCUAUUGACACUUGGGAAGAAUUAGAAGUCUUGAAGCUAUUUCCUAACUUGGAAACAGUCUAUCUGGAAAGAAACCCUGUAGCAGAAGACCCAAUGUAUCGUCGAAAGGUCAUGAUGAUUGUUCCGUGGGUGAAGCAAAUUGAUGCUACCAUGUGUCAGUAACAUGUACAGUGUGAAUUCAAAACAAGAUUUGAGGCUGUAGAGACAACUGACCAACUGUAUAAGCUUACCUCUAUGUUAGGAAAUGAUUGUUAAAUUAAGUAAUAAUAAUUUUCCACUAGUUUUUUUACUUUUAAAAUGUAGAAGGUUGUGUAUAGCCAUGUAACAUAUAAUCCUAAUUGUGCUUAUCAGUAGAAUAUAAAAACA